AGAGCCGGGCUGCCUGCCACCCGGCGGCACAUCCGCGAGCUCUUGGAGGAGCGCUCUCUUCUCCAGCCGCUGACAAAAGGAUGGGAGGAUGCCAGAGCCCCGGGAUACGGGCACCGUGCAAACCUGCGGGCGUCUGAGCGACUUCACCCUCCGCCGGAAAUGUACCCAGGGCUAGCUUUGAGAAAAUACACAGAGUUCGGCUGUUGCUGUGAUUUCCUAAACAACUGCUGUAUUUCGUGAAAAUCUGCCUAUGCCCAAGGAACAGAUUAUAUUGUCUCUUGAGAUACCUUCGAGCUUUCUGCCUAGGAGUCCUUUUUGCUUCCUGGAAGGUGUUCAAGAAUUUCAGAAAUUGAAAAAGGAUAAGUGGAAGGAGAAAAUGUUGGGCUGGUGUGAAGCGAUAGCCCGUAACCCUCACAGAAUCCCAAACAGUACAAGGACACCCGAGAUCUCAGGGGAUCUGACUGAUGCAUCACAAAACUCAACCUUGAAUGACAAAUCCCCAGGACGUUCUGCAAGUCGAUCAAGUAACAUAUCAAAGGCAAGCAGCCCAACUACAGGAACAGCUCCCAGAAGCCAAUCCAGGCUGUCUGUCUGCCCAUCCACUCAGGACAUCUGUAGAUCUUCCACCUUGCAUGAUUUGUCAGAAGAUACAUUUGAGCAUUCCACCCCUGUCAUGGUGCUGACUCCUACUUGUAGGGAGUCUAGUAAGAAACAAUUGAAACAGAGGUUUAGGCGAAGGAAGAGAGAGGCUUCUGAAAGAUAUGAGCAUGCAGAAAAGCAGAGACAGGGGAAGAAAACUAAGUUUCACCUCCCCAUCUCAAGUCCUCGAUGGAGUGAAUUCCGCAAAGAGUCCUCGGAUUCAUCUUCCACCGAUGAAAAUCACUGGGUUCAAGUUCGGCAAAGGGCCCAAGGAAGAAGUAAGCUUCCCCGAAAAGGAAGAAGAAGCCAUAACAGUACAUGCAGAAACCUGGAUGGGUCCCCAACUCCUAACACCAUUGAGGUUGUCCAUCUAGGCACCAGAGAGAAACAAGAGCUGACAGAAUAUGAGAGCUGCUCUUUAAAUCACCGUAGGGGAAAGGCCAAGAGAUACAAAGAAUAUAGCCUUUCACCACCUCUCACAUCUCCUGAGGCAAAAGAGCUUGGGGGAAAUAGAAGCCAGAACCACUUUGGAAAACCACAAUCUUUGGCUUAUCUCAGGCAAAAUGAAGCUCCCAAAGAAGUCUUUGCAGAGAGAGAUUCAGGAACUGAGACAAUGCCAGCAAUUUCAUGCCUGGAAGAACCGGUGGCUAUAAAGACCUGUGUCACUAAUACUGCUCGGGAGCUUCCUGCCCCAAAUGAUGACAGGUGUGAUGAUGAUUCAGAAGUGUGCAGGAUAUGUCACUGUGAGGGAGAUGAUGAGAGCCCCCUUAUCACACCAUGUCGCUGCACAGGAACCCUACGGUUUGUUCACCAGGCCUGCCUGCACCAGUGGAUCAAGAGUUCAGAUACCCGUUGCUGUGAGCUCUGCAAAUAUGACUUCAUUAUGGAGACCAAGCUGAAACCACUUCGGAAGUGGGAGAAACUACAGAUGACGACAAGUGAGAGGAGGAAAAUAGUCUGCUCUGUCACAUUCCACAUUAUUGCUAUCACCUGUGUCGUGUGGUCAUUGUAUGUGUUAAUAGAUCGGACUGCUGAGGAAAUCAAGCAAGGCAAUGACAACGGUGUCCUUGAAUGGCCAUUCUGGACGAAACUGGUUGUCGUGGCCAUUGGCUUCACGGGAGGCCUCGUCUUCAUGUAUGUACAGUGUAAAGUCUACGUGCAGCUGUGGCGCAGGCUGAAGGCCUACAACCGUGUGAUCUUUGUGCAGAACUGCCCCGACACUGCCAAAAAGCUGGAGAAGAACCUCCCCUGUCACGUGAACACAGACAUCAAGGAUGCUGUGGUGGUGCCUGUGUCACAAACAGGUACAAAUGUACUGCUGACAACCACAGAGGGUGGGACCCCAGAAGUCAUACCAGUCUGAUGGGACCAGCUGACCUUGUUUCACCAGAGUCUGAAAUGGUUUCCAGCCCUCAGUGACUCGAGAGCAGAAGUGAUCUUGCAUUGUUCCCCCAUCCCAGCCCUAGCUACCUGCUCCUUGCCUACCCUCCAACAAAACGAAAGAUGCAACAGAAGAAACAGACCAAGUACAGCAAAUGACCAAGAUGCCACAAUGCAGGGCCUAGAGAGGGAUGUGGACAUGCAUGUAUAAAGUCUGUUAUAUGUAUGUUACAUGUAUGUAUAAAGUCUGAGAAUCUUUCUGAAAGGCAAAGCAAACUCUUUGUGGCAAGGUGCAAUUUUUAACACCAACGUCAAGAAACUAACUGGAAACUCAUCACUGGUCACAGUAGCAAGAGGAAAGUGGGGGAAGGAUGAAGACUUGAAUUUCAAUGUGUAUUAUUACUUCUAGGGUCUUUUCUGACAAAGACUUCAUCUUCAAUACUGAUGGGGAAUAGCAAACACAUCUGGCUUAAAAUCUUUAAAAGUUGCUUGCAUUAGUCCUAAAUCAAAUCAGGAACAGACUUUAAAAAGGAUGGGCUAUGUGAUUUCUAAGGUCCCUUCCAUUAGUAAAAUUCUAUAAUUCUAUAAAGGAUGCAUAUUUUUCUGAGACUUCACACUUUGACGGUAAAUAGAUUUUUACAGCUACCCUGGAGCCUGAUUGUUUUGACACCUGCAUGAGUUAGAAAUAGAUGCAAUACACAUUCGAUUGUGUACAAUGAAAUGUUUUUGAAAAUGAUAUUCGACAAAUAUUUAUGAAGAACAGAGUUUCAAAAUAUUUUUUUGUUUUAUCUUUCACGAAAAUGCCAACCAAAAUUCCAAGCCAACUACUUGGUCCUAUGUCUUCUCUGAUGCCACCAAAACAGAGAUGACUAUGCCUUGAAUUUCAAUACAGUGUCUGCAUAUUUUUUAGAACAGAAGCUUCACUGCUUAUUGUAUUAAAAGGAUUCACAAGCAUACGAUUCUUACACAGCAUUAAAUUUAGUUCAAUCCAAGUAGGUUAAAGAAAGUAUUAUCCCUCAACAGGUUAAAAACCAAAUGCAAACUGCAGUAUUAUAUAAAGUGGCAGAAGUGGCAGAAGUGGCAGAAAUAACCAACUUCUGCUACUCUGAAGCAUCUGAGAGUGGAUAAUCCAAUUUAAAGUUGCUUUUAGAUCGAUACUAAAAGUCUAAAAUUAUGAGGUUUUAUAUAGCCUAUGAAGUAGGGCCCAGAUAAUAAGUUGUUAGGUUAGUGAUGACAGAGCAUCUAGACCCUUUUAAAAGACCCGUGUCUCUGCUUUGCUCUGCUGGUUUGGGUGAAUCCUACUCUGAGAAAAUGGAGCUCAGCAGCUCAGUUGUUAUUGUGUUCUUUGCAUAUUCAUGUAAAACUAAAGUGUGAAUGACAUUGCAGUGAGCUAGAGUAUUGGUCAUAGGUAUAAUGGUGUGCUCAAAGAAAGAUGUCCUACAUAAAAAAGAAAAACAAACAAAAAAAAAUGGUGUGUGAAUUGCUUUUGUUAAUUGUUAUAUUUAUUAUUGUGGCAAGAUAGCCAUGGUGGCCAUAAGAACCAGUGCAUGGUUUGCACAAGUCUGGUUAUCACGCUGAUGCAAUUUGUAAUUACCUGAGUCUCCUCUGUGCUCUUGUGGUUCACAGAUUUUUGUCAAGUGAAGAGGAAAAUAAAACCCCUUCCAGAGAGGAGAUGGACUAUGUUAACUGGUAGUAGCUGUCUCCAGAGUCCAAACAAUCCCAAUUCCUAGAAAUACUAAGUAUGAUGAACAAUUUGUCAGUUUUUUUAAAUAUAUUCAUGUAUAUACACAGCAGCAAAAUGUAAUGGUUUUCCAAUUGUCAUGGGACCAAGUUUGCGUAAAUCAUUACUCUGCAAGGUGGUGUGGAGGGCAUGAUGAAGAAGCAAGCAGAUAACAUAACAUGGGUGGAAAUGAAAUGCACCAACUAUGCACAAACACAGGCAUGAUCAGUUGCAUUAAAAAAAAAAACACACACAUACAAAACCUGGGUCCUUAAAGAACUAAAAUCUUGUAAUUAAAUUAUUCUAAAAUGUCUGAUCCAAAGCUUUAAGGUGAAUCCAUGACUUUAACACUAGCUUUGAGAGGCUUAACCAUGGGUUUCACACAAGAGCAUUAAUUAAUCUUGCUUCAAUUUUCUAACUGGUUUUCUUGGGCUUUAUAUAAAACAGUCCAUUUUUUUCAAAUGGAUUAGCAACGAUAAAAGGUAUUUCCAGGGAAGUAUUUCACCUGAAAAACAUUCUGAAUAUCACUGUUUUCACCUACAGGGCACAGAUUAUUUCUAUAACAACCACCCCAAACAAAUUUAAAACAAUCUUUUCAGACCUCCCUAUCAUAGCCAUAUGCACAAUCCAUAUCACAGUAGUGAGAUGAGACAGUAAAAUGAGGCCUCAUUGAUUCAGGACUAUACUUAAUGCUAAGAAAUUGAUUCCUGGGGGUGGAGCCAAGAUGGCAGAGGAAAGGAAAAUGAUUCCCAACAGAGGGCAGGUGAGUAGUAUUCUUAUAGGAAAAAGAUAACAAGCUGUUAACAAACAAUAGGAUUUAAAGUUACUGUAACCAAGAAAAUGUAAUGCAAAAGAUAGUAACCCAAUUAUUUUGUUCUGUAGUUCCUCUCUACACUGCACUUUCAUUAACCCCCAAAGCAUUUUUGAUUCAGAUUCUUUGUGCAAUUAUCAUGCAGUGUCAUCUUUCAAUCUGAAAGAACUACAUAAAUUAAGCAUCUAGUGUUAAAGGUUUGUUCUUUUGUAUUUUGUAUGCUAAUGAAGCAUGUAGCCCUUCCAAUGGAGGGUUCCACUCUUUUCUGCAUUCAAUAGUUGUUUUUGACAAGUGCUGCUCUACAGAUUGAAAAUAAUAUUGCCAAAAAAAAAUUGUCCUUAGCAAAGAACAUUAAAAAAAUUUUUCAUGUAUUUGUAUGGAUAUAAAGUAAGAUGGAAUUAAACUGAAAUAACCAGCUAGUAGCUCUCAUUCAAAACCCGGAUCCUUUUCACUUAGGGAAUAAUCAUUUUGGGUCUUAAUAAUAGUGCAAGCCCACAGAGUUUUACCACUCAAGUAUUCCCCAUAUCAUGGAGCCUGAGUUAAUUAAUCCAAAGUAACAGAAAAACGCAGGGGUGGGUGAAGGGAAAGAAGAUGAAUAGGGUGGAAAUGGGGAGAUGGGGAAACAGAGGGAAGAAGGUGAAGGUUGCUAAAGGGAAAUCUAAAUGAGUUUUCUUUAGGAAGGCUCCAGGACUAACUCAGUCUAAACUGCACUUUAAUAAUAUAUGGUUAUAACUCCAGACAGACAAACAGCAUUGAUGAUAUAGCCACCUUCUGCAAACACUUGUGAUUUUAUUUGUUUUGUUUUUGCAAAAGGUGCCUUAAGUACCUACAACUGUCUAUAUUUUGUUUGGUUGGGGAAAUGAGCUCACUGUAGUGAGGAAAAUAUUAGGAAGUAACACUGACUUAGAAAAUAUGGAUUAUUUCAGUUGUCUGUAUUGACAUGAAUUUUAUUUUUCUUGAUUCUCUAAAGAUUUGGGGGGAGAAAUGGCCUUUUUACUUUUUUUUUUUUUAAAUAUGAUUCUUCAGGUUUUACAGUUUAACCAAGAAGGGUGAAAGCAGUUUUAUUCUUUCCUUAAAUCAGCCCAAUGGUGCUAUUUCACAUACCCACAAAGCUGAAUGGAAGUACUGUUAUUUUGGGCUGCAGUGUUUCCUCCACAUCUGAAGAAAGCCCAUUCUGAAAGUAAACACUGCACUUACAUAAAAGAAUAUUCUCGUUCUGUGCAAUUCUUGAGAUUGGGCAUUUGUGUUAUUUUGAUUUUACCCAACUAUCUUGCAUAAACAAUUAGAUGUUUUGUGAACUAACGUGUACUAAGUAAGAAAAUGAAGGACAAGAAAAUGUCUGUGGAAGAAAAAGUUUGUAUAUUAAAAAAGUGACCCGAA
Messenger RNA from Dromiciops gliroides (monito del monte), 5930 nucleotides. RefSeq names its product membrane associated ring-CH-type finger 1 (gene MARCHF1). Gene Ontology annotation, biological process: antigen processing and presentation of peptide antigen via MHC class II; protein polyubiquitination; immune response. The record is from RefSeq and is a predicted model, not a curated record. The transcript is spliced from 10 exons. Gene Ontology annotation, molecular function: zinc ion binding; ubiquitin protein ligase activity; MHC protein binding. Bases 251 to 2002 code for a protein of 583 amino acids. Gene Ontology annotation, cellular component: lysosome; late endosome membrane; cytoplasm. NCBI's taxonomy places the organism in Eukaryota, Metazoa, Chordata, Mammalia, Microbiotheria, Microbiotheriidae.